Molecule: messenger RNA, 697 nt
Organism: Hydra vulgaris (swiftwater hydra)
Lineage: Eukaryota; Metazoa; Cnidaria; Hydrozoa; Anthoathecata; Hydridae
Source: RefSeq, a predicted model, not a curated record
GCUUUUACAUUAAACAUUCAAAACGCAUACGAUGGAGAGAAAAUAUUAUGAAUUUCAUUCAAGCAAUUCGUGAAUGGAAGUUUUUUUGAAUUUGUGGUUUUGAGUCAUUUUUCGUUCAUUAAGAACGAAAUCAUGAUGAGUAUUGGAAUAAAAGUUUUAAUUGGAUAUGUUCUAAUUUUACCACACUGUUUCUUAUCAGCUAACCUGACAGCGUCAAAUAUUCAUUUGACUUCAGAACCGAAAUCUCCACAAACACAGUUGAAAACUUUAUCCUUCAGUACAAAAUUCAUAAAACUCGAAAAAAAUACAAAAAGCGAAACUCGGAAAACCACACAAUUUAAACCGAAACCUAAAUCUGAAAAGCCCAAAAAAACUAAAACAACUUUGCCUCCAAUAAAAGAGUUCCGCUUACAAGCGCUGCUUGAAAUAGGACUGAAAUCUAACGAAGCUAAUAAAUUCAUACGUUCGAGAAGUAUUUUGGGAAAGCCUCUAGAAGAACAGUACGAAAUAACACGCGAAUCGGAUAUGAACUACAUUGAAACAAAACAUGCAAAAGAUGACGGCGAGUCACGCGAAUCAAUGAAAGCAUGGAGAAUGAAUAAAAUAUAAAUUCGCUGACACUCGAUACAAAGUAAAAUCAAAAGUUCAUCAAUUUUUUUAAUUCAUCAAUUUCGAAAGAAAAAAGUUUGUCAAUUAA